AUGGUUAUGGGCUUUUCAAGCUGCUGUCCGUGUCCAGGGCGUGGCAGUUCUUUCUCAAGUCCUCCAGUGUCCUUUGGAAUCGAAUAGCAUAUGGUGAAGGGAGAAUGUCUGUCAAUCAGAUCCGCCUCUCGCUCGUCCUCUCAAAGAACGUGCCCCUCUAUCUCGAAAUCCUGUUGCAAGAUCACUUCUCCGACUCACCACUCAUAAUGGCCGACUUGUUAAAAAACGAUACGCAUCGGAUACGAGAAAUCUUGAUGCAGCAUCACUCAAGAUACGAUGGGGAACCGUUAAUUAGGGACCUCUUGUUCCGAGACACCUUGAGCGUGCUUCGCGGGCUCGGUACAUUCUCCACUUGUGAAUGUCUGACAUACAUUGGCUCACCAAUGGAUGGACUAAUCCAAGUGGAUGGACGGGAAUUACCAGAUAUGCCCGCCAUUCGCCACUUGAUUGGGUUUAGUCUCGAUUCGUCAACCCUCGACAUCAAUCUCAAUACUGUCAUGCAUUUCAGUUCGGCGUCUUCUGCUUAUUCACUAGAACCAAUUCUCCAACGAUGCACUCGGUUACAGCAGCUUGAUCUUCUCGACACCCUCGAGCAAAACAUCAACUUUCGCGAGCCGUCGAAACUCCCAUCACUUGAGGUGCUGGUUUUCGAUAGGAGCGGUGUCUCUAAUAUACGCCCUCUUCUAAUGCUAAAGGGAGAUCGACUCAAAACACUCCACCUAAAGCUUCAAUGGUUCGAGCUCGCCGAUAUGACCUUCCUGUCCCACCUUCCCAUCCUCACUCACCUUAGUAUAGACUUUGUGCUACCUAAAUAUACUAUCCGAGAACUCUCCAUCAAUAUACCGCCCCUCCCUAAAGUCGAAGAGUUCCACUUCAACGAACGGUCGGAGGCGCCGGACCAGAAGUACGACGGUACACCACCAAGUCUCGAAAAUCUUUUCACUGCACUAAUCCAAAAUGUUCUUCAACCUCGAACCCUCAGCUUUGACCUAUUCCGGCCAGUGCCUCCUCGCCUCAUGCUCCGAUACCUUAGAUCUCUGAAAAACCUGGAAGACCUCCAAUAUCACCACGAAAAUCCUUACACCGAAGUCCUCAACGAACCACCAACGCGUCUGGA
Acaulospora colombiana is the source of this 1117-nucleotide messenger RNA. NCBI's taxonomy places the organism in Eukaryota, Fungi, Glomeromycota, Glomeromycetes, Diversisporales, Acaulosporaceae. The record is from the annotation of a GenBank genome assembly.